Messenger RNA from Helianthus annuus (common sunflower), 2343 nucleotides. RefSeq names its product G-type lectin S-receptor-like serine/threonine-protein kinase LECRK3. The transcript has 2 exons. Gene Ontology annotation, biological process: protein phosphorylation. The record is from RefSeq and is a predicted model, not a curated record. The coding region runs from base 57 to 2195 and encodes 712 amino acids. NCBI's taxonomy places the organism in Eukaryota, Viridiplantae, Streptophyta, Magnoliopsida, Asterales, Asteraceae. Gene Ontology annotation, molecular function: protein serine/threonine kinase activity; ATP binding.
UUAUAAAAAGAUAGAGAAAAAUCAUGUAAUUACGAUAAAACAUAUCACAUUCAAAUAUGACGAUAAUAGCCUUGGUGAUCAUCAUUUCCCUUGCCUUCAGUAUAGCAAAUGCCCAAUCCAAUGUAACCAGAGGUUCUUCUUUACAGCCUACUGGUGGAACCACCUCAUGGUUGUCCCCAUCCAGCUUAUACGCCUUCGGUUUCUACCCGCAAACCGGAGGCUAUGCGGUUGGUAUAUAUAUUGCCGGAGUUCCAGAAAGGACUGUAGUCUGGACGGCUAGUCGUGACACCCUUCCAUUCUCAAAUAAUGCUACUUUGAGAUUCACAUCUGACGGAAGGCUCACUGUGGAGCAAACACAGGGUCGACAAAUCGAUUUACUUGAUACUGGUGGUGCAUCUUUUGCUUCCCUGCAAGAUUCCGGCAACUUUGUGCUCUAUGAUUCUACAGGGAGGACCAAACUUUGGCAAAGCUUUGAUCACCCGACGGAUACUCUUUUGUCCGGACAACGUCUCCUACCCGGCCAAACGUUGUUUUCAAGUGUCUCGAAGACAGACCAGUCGAUUGGGGUGUUCAGGCUCAUUAUGCAAGGUGAUGGGAACCUCGUGCUGUACCCGAAUAGAGGGACCGGAGAUCAUGCUUACUGGGCUAGCAACACACCUACAGCAGGACCUAACGUGACACUAAAUCUAGAUUCCGAUGGUUUUCUGUAUCUGUUGCAAAAUUCAACUUAUUUUAUAUAUAAUCUAACACAAGGUGGAUAUCCUACAAAAGAUACACUCUAUCUCAUGAAAUUUGAUUUCGAUGGAAUCUUUAGAUUAUAUUAUCAUAAUCUGACUAACGUAGGAAAAAAUGGAUCUGUCAUGUGGGCAUUUUCGUGGAACAGGUGUAUAGGGCCGGGUCUUUGUGGUGUGAACGGGUAUUGUUUCAUGGUAAAUGGCAGUGCCGGAUGUCGAUGUCUACCUGGGUUUGAAUUUGUCAAUCCAGAACGUUGGAGUUUGGGUUGCAAGAGAAAAGACACGGUAGAAAGCUGCAAGAUUACGGAUGUCGGCACCGCAAUCAAAAUGACAAAUUUAAAUAAUGCUCGAUGGGAAGAUGCCACGUAUCUCAUCCCGAAAGCAUCAACCCAAGACGAGUGUUCAUCUGCUUGCUUAAACGACUGCAACUGCGAGGCGGCAUUGUUCACGGGACAAGAAUGCAGGUUGCAGAGGCUCCCAUUAAGAGUCUGGGCAUACAAAAAGAUAUCCGAGAAUCUAAAUGUCCAAUUAUUCGAGGACAUGGGGCCCCGGGCAUUUUCUUAUUCUGCGUUAGAGAAGAUCACAGACGGUUUUAAAGAAGAAUUGGGUAGAGGAUCAUUUGGGGUCGUUUACAAAGGUAUCAUAGAGAGCUCUAUGAGACCUGUGGCGGUGAAGAAAUUAAAACAAGAACUGGCACCGGAAGGAGAACGAGAAUUUCAAACCGAAAUGAAAGUGAUCGCGAGAACACAUCAUCGUAACUUAACAAGGCUGCUAGGUUAUUGCUGUGAUGGUCCGGAAAGGCUGCUGGUUCUUGAGUACAUGACCCAAGGAUCACUUGCGGAUAUACUAUUCGCACCCAAAGAAAGCAAGCCAAAACCGUGUUGGGUGGAAAGAAUUAGAAUGGCGGUUGAUAUUGCUCAUGGCAUCCUUUACCUACAUGAAGAAUGUGAAAAUUCUAUAAUCCAUUGUGACAUUAAGCCGCAAAAUAUCCUUCUGGAUGAGUACGGAUGUGCCAAGAUUUCUGAUUUUGGGUUGGCUAAACUUCUUGAACAUGAUCAAACUAAAACGUCCACCUUGAUAAGAGGAACAAGGGGUUAUGUUGCGCCAGAAUGGCAUAAACGGCUACCCAUAACGGUUAAAGUGGAUGUUUAUAGUUUUGGAAUUCUUCUAUUUAAUAUUUUGUGCUGCCGGAGGAAUGUGGACAACAGUCUUCCUGAAGGUGAAGCGAUUCUUGAAGACUGGGUGUACGAGUGUUACGAAGCAAAGGAAGUGUUAAAACUAGUAGAUUAUGAUGAAGAUGUAGAAAAGACAAGACUCGAACAAAUGGUCAAAAUAGGGCUUUGGUGCGUCCAAGAGGAGCCAUCUCUCCGCCCUUCGAUGAAGAGGGUGGUGUUGAUGCUUGAAGGGACUGUUAAAAUACCUGUACCUCCCAACCCUACUUCAUUUCUUAGUGUUGUUUAGUUCACAUUUUUCUAUAUCAAACAUGUAUUCAAAGGAAACCACAUAAACCAAACUUACUACCAUUGUAUGCAUUUCAUUGACAUUGGUGACCGGUGAGCAAUUAAUCCCCUGAUCUAGUAGUUAGAUUUCGGUUAUAUUGUUUCUCAAA